This is a messenger RNA of Salmo salar (Atlantic salmon), 542 nucleotides long. The record is from RefSeq and is a predicted model, not a curated record. Lineage: Eukaryota; Metazoa; Chordata; Actinopteri; Salmoniformes; Salmonidae.
GAAGAGGCCUCACGGAUACCCUCCAAGGUGGAGGUCGCGUGUCAUGUGACAGGGUUCUACCCUUGGGCGGUGCAGGUGGAGUGGUUGGGGGCAGAGGGGCUUCCCAUGGUAGACGGGGUGAGCAGUGGGGAGGUGCUGCCCAACGGAGACGGCUCGUACCAGCUGAGGAAGAGCCUGACUGUCCUACAGGAAGCCCAGGACACCCAGAGCUACAGCUGCCUGGUGCUCCACAGCAGUGUAGCUGGGAACAUCACACUAACCUGGGUUCUCAAGACCCGAUCCAGCUUCUGGAGGGACAGAAUCGUAACAAUGAUUGGCUGUCUAUAGUUUCUGACUGUUGUUCUGUUGUGGAAGAGAGGAGGCGCAGUCAGAGAGACCUCCACUGUGACUCCCAAGUCUGACCACGGCAUGAUCCAGUCCUCAUAGCAGGUAAUGUCUCAACGUCAACAGUGAAGAGGCAACUCCGGGAUGUUGCAAAGAAAAAGCCAUAUCUCAGACUGGCCAAUAAAAAUAAAAGAUUAAGAUCGUCAAAAGAAAACAGA